This is a messenger RNA of Saccostrea cuccullata (small rock oyster), 368 nucleotides long. RefSeq lists its product as uncharacterized. The record is from RefSeq and is a predicted model, not a curated record. Bases 9 to 368 code for a protein of 119 amino acids. NCBI's taxonomy places the organism in Eukaryota, Metazoa, Mollusca, Bivalvia, Ostreida, Ostreidae. The transcript has 2 exons.
AGCAUAAAAUGCCCAGAAUGAUUGAGGUGCUGUUUUUCUUGUUCAUAUACAUAGCAGGAUACUCAGGAUCUCUUGUAUACACAGAGCCCGGAAAAGACUUUUGCCUCACUUUUUCGUUAAUAGUAGCACAGCCAGGAUUUCAAUACAUCUUCAGAGAUAAAUUGGCAAUAUGUCUUUACAGUUCUGAAUCUGUUUUCCAAAUUACAGAUGGGUGGAUGAAUAGAACGUUUAACUGUAAUGUAACGUCAGAUCGGAUUUCUAUUUGUAUUAACGAUACACAAGUAGAAGAUGCCGGGCACUUCUCCUACAGAAUAGGUAUUACUGACUACAGAGAAAACUUGACACUGGCUAUUGCUGGUAAGAAAUAG